This is a messenger RNA of Zygosaccharomyces rouxii, 837 nucleotides long. It is a transcript of the gene HCR1, whose product is annotated as translation initiation factor eIF3 core subunit j. Gene Ontology annotation, cellular component: cytoplasm; eukaryotic translation initiation factor 3 complex. Gene Ontology annotation, molecular function: translation initiation factor activity. The transcript has a single exon. Lineage: Eukaryota; Fungi; Ascomycota; Saccharomycetes; Saccharomycetales; Saccharomycetaceae. The record is from RefSeq and is a predicted model, not a curated record. The coding region runs from base 1 to 837 and encodes 278 amino acids.
AUGUCGUGGGACGAGGAUGUUAUUGGAGGUUCCGCUACGAACGGAGAUGAUGCAGUUUUAAUGGAAUCCUGGGAAGACGGACUAGAUGAUGAACCAGUGUUAGAUUCAUGGGACAAAGAUGAAGGUGAAGAAAAGAAACCACAGGCAUCCUCUGAAAGUGCCAAGAAGACAGCAGCAGCUUCUAACAAGAAGAAGAAUGGUGGUAAGAAAGAAAAAGAAAGUUCAGAACCCCCUAAACUAGCCAUAGAUGAAUUAGACCCAAAAACUCGCCAAGAGUUGAUGAAGAAAGCAGAGCUAGAGUCCGAUUUGAAGAAUGCAAGUGAUCUAUUGGGUGAAUUAGAAUUAGCAGGUGAACACCCAAGGGCCCAAGCUGCCAAGAGAAAGGAAGAAGAAGACCUGUUUGCCAAACUAGCAACUCCAUUGACCAAGGACACCCCCAUUGGUGACCACCCAUUGUUUCAACAGGCAGAAACAAAGAAGGACUACCAAGAAUUGAGAAAGUCCUUGGCAACUGCAAUUACGCCGUUGAACGAGAAAUCUUCACUCAACUACUCUUCGUCUUUGGCAAUCGAUUUGAUCAGAGAUAUCUCCAAACCAAUGGCUAUCGAAUCCAUUAGACAAACGGUAGCUACCCUAAACAUUCUUAUCAAGGACAAGGAGAAGCAAGAAAGACAGGCCAGAUUGGCAAAAGUUAAAGGUGGUACCGCUACCGGUGGUGCCGGUAAAAAGAAAGCCAAGGCAAAGACAAACCUCGGUGGAUCUUUCAAGAAGGACCAAGACCUCGAUAUUGGUGGUGAAUUGGACUUGGGAGACUUCAACGAUGACGAUUUUAUGUAA